Messenger RNA from Oncorhynchus masou masou (cherry salmon), 1649 nucleotides. RefSeq names its product phospholipase A2, minor isoenzyme-like. Gene Ontology annotation, biological process: lipid catabolic process; phospholipid metabolic process; arachidonate secretion. Gene Ontology annotation, molecular function: calcium ion binding; phospholipid binding. The record is from RefSeq and is a predicted model, not a curated record. The transcript has 3 exons. NCBI's taxonomy places the organism in Eukaryota, Metazoa, Chordata, Actinopteri, Salmoniformes, Salmonidae. Bases 1157 to 1513 code for a protein of 118 amino acids.
AUUAGCGAUCCAUCCUCACUACUCUUCCUGAGGUCCAAACACAUUAAGGCACUUACACAAAACAAGAGAUAACAGUACAUCAUAUAAGAAUACACCACUAUAUAGCUACAACACAAAAUGUAUGAUACCACCAUACAACAAUAUUACAAUGUGUCUGUACCUGUGUGUCCUUUCACAGUCCCCGCUGUUCCAUAAGGUGUACUUUUAUGUUUAAAAGAAAUAAAUAUUUAUACUGCUUGCAUCAGUUACCUGAUGUGGAAUAUAGUUCCAAGUAGUCAUGGCUCUAUUUAGUGCUGUGCGCCUCCCACAAUCUGCUCUGUAUUUGGGGAGUGUGAAGAGACCGCUGGUGGCAUGUCUUGUGGGGUUGAUGACAAGUUGAAUCCGAUGUGUUUGUCCGGGGCUACAUCUAAAAUGUGUACUGUUGGGGCUACUCGAGGACUGGAGUUAGAAAACACUGGUCUACACAGAGGCACUAAUUGGUUUUUUGACCAAUCGUCAAGGAAAAAGAUUUGAUGUGAUUGGUCAAAAUACCAAUUAGUGGAAAAAUAUCAGAAUUGGACUGUGUGUGUAAACGCAACCUACGCUAUUCAGACACAAUGCAUAUCUGACUACCUCCGGAGGUGGUCAGGAAGAUCUGAUCACAAUGCGUCUUCUAAUCAUCUACACCUGUCUAAAAAUAUGGGCACAAUCGGAAUGUGGAUGUGAUCAGGACAAAGGACUGAUGUAGGAACAAGGUAUAAAUGGGGCUAUUGAUAGCAGCAAUCUUUGGUAAACCAGUUUAGCACCCGAGGAAAGUAUUUGAACCCUGAGAUGUCAUUCAGAUUCCUGGCUGAAUGACACAACACCUCACCUUAUCACUUGUUCUCUUUAGCCUCCCUUCAUCCAAUAUCAGAGGUAAAGUUGGUGUAUCCUCUGUCAUGCAUCCAACCGCCCUCCUGUUGCUGCUGACCGGUAAGACUGUCAUGUUCUAAUAAUGAUUAGAACAUUGUUGAACCAAUGUGGAAUAGGCAUUGAAUUGAUGUCUGUGCCCAGUGGGCUGUAACUCUGUUAUAUGGAACCUCACUGUCAGGAAUAUGUGCAGUAGUGUGACUGACAGCUUCAUCUCUUUCUUCUGCCAGCCUACGUGGCUCAUGGUUCACUGCUGCAAUUUGCCAGAAUGAUCAAGUGCACCCAGCCUGGUGUCAACCCCUUCAUGUAUAAUAACUACGGCUGUUGGUGUGGCUUGGGGGGGACUGGCAAGCCAAGGGAUGAGCUGGAUGGGUGUUGUAAGGUCCACGACCACUGCUAUCAAGCGAGCCGCCAUCUUCCAGAUUGCCGUCCCGUCAUUGAUUACCCUUACAUCAAUCUGUAUAGAUUCUCUUGCGCUAAUGGGCAGGUCUCCUGUUCAGCCUCUAGCCACAUGUGCCAGGUCUCAGUGUGUGAGUGUGACCGUGUCGCCACCAACUGCUUCGCCCAGUCGACCUACAACCCUAAGAACAAGAACCUGGACCCCAAAGUCCACUGUCUCUCCUGAGCCAAGUCAAAUCUGGAAGCAGCACCAACUGUAGAUUCACAGAAUGUUUAUGAAUCCUGUUUCAUGCAUAAUGUUUGCUGUAAUGGAAUUUAUUUUGCUAACAAAACUGACAACCUGAUUAAAUUAUUGAAUGGCA